This is a messenger RNA of Ambispora gerdemannii, 672 nucleotides long. The record is from the annotation of a GenBank genome assembly. NCBI's taxonomy places the organism in Eukaryota, Fungi, Glomeromycota, Glomeromycetes, Archaeosporales, Ambisporaceae.
AUGCCGAACAUUAAGAAAGAACCAGGAAUAGCCUCGAAUGGAACAGAUAAAGAAGGUAUACUUUCAUUAAACAGACAAUUUGGUUAUUUAACGUUAGAAGGAUUUCAGUUUAGUUUCCCGUUGCCUGCUUUAUCAAAGUCUAAAUGUUGCUUUUUUCGAAAAGCGCCCACAAAUAUCGAAUUGACAGAUAAUAACGCAACAAAUGACAAUCUCGAUAAAGAUUCGUCAAUAACAGAUAUAGAUGGAUCGAAAAUCUCAAUAACCACAAAGCGCGAGAAUUCAAUAACCACAUAUGGUAUAAUUUCGCCAGAUUCUGGUAAUUCAAGUAAACGACGUGCGCCAUCUCCGAUACGAGAAGAGGGGACAAAAACCCCACCAGAAAAAAAGCAAAAAACAGAAAAGAAGAAAGGAAAAAAAUCGAAAACAAAUAAAGGUCCAAUUGACUUGGACAGGCAAUGUGGGGUAAUAAUAUCUCCGGGUGCACCGCCAUGCACGCGUUCAUUAACUUGUAAAAGACAUCCGAUGGCUGCAAAACGUGGGGUUCCCGGUCGAUCACAGACAUACGACAUAUUACUACAACAAUAUCAAAAAAAAUCGAUCCAUAAUAGUCAACUUGGUAUGAAAAAUGAAAUUGGAAAAAAGGACGAGGUGAAAAUCGAGGGCACUGAUUAA